Molecule: messenger RNA, 1125 nt
Organism: Ostreococcus tauri
Lineage: Eukaryota; Viridiplantae; Chlorophyta; Mamiellophyceae; Mamiellales; Bathycoccaceae
Product: ATPase-like, ParA/MinD
Exons: 1
Coding region: 1-1125 (374 amino acids)
Biological process (GO): iron-sulfur cluster assembly
Cellular component (GO): cytosol
Molecular function (GO): ATP-dependent FeS chaperone activity; 4 iron, 4 sulfur cluster binding; ATP binding
Source: RefSeq, a predicted model, not a curated record
AUGGGGGUGGAUCGAGGACGCGCUCGGCGCGCGCGAGAGCGCGUCGCGCGCGUCGAUCUCGCGGUGCGCAUGCGCGAGGACGUACCGGCGAACGCGAACGCGUCGUGCGUCGGCGUCGGGGACGAGGCGGCGGGUAAAGCGAAGGGGUGCGAGGGAUGUCCGAAUCAGGCGGCGUGCGCGUCGGGAGCGGCGAAGAAAGCGAGCGAGGAGGGGGACGUGGACGCGCUGAGAGUGGCCGAACGCCUGCGUGAGGUGAAACGGAAGAUUUUGGUGCUCAGUGGGAAGGGUGGGGUGGGAAAAAGUACGUUUGCGGCGCAGUUGGCGUUCGGAUUGGCGAGAGACGGGAGAGACGUCGGCUUGCUCGACGUGGACAUCUGCGGACCGUCGGUGCCGUUGAUGUUGGGAGAGGUCGGGUCGGAGGUGCACAAGAGUAACUCUGGAUGGUCCCCGGUGUACGUGGAGGAGAAUUUGGCGGUGAUGUCGAUCGGUUUCUUGUUGCCGAAUCCAGAUGACGCGGUUAUUUGGCGCGGGCCGAGAAAGAAUGGUUUGAUUAAGCAGUUCUUGGGGGACACUGAGUGGGGAGCGCUGGAUUACCUGAUCGUUGAUGCCCCACCAGGGACGUCAGAUGAACAUCUGAGCGUGGUGCAGUACAUGAAGGAGGCUGGGGUCGACGGGGCGCUCAUCGUUACGACGCCGCAGGAGGUGGCCAUGGCGGACGUGCGCAAGGAGCUCAAUUUUUGCAAAAAGACCGGAAUCAAGGUUCUCGGCGUGGUGGAGAACAUGUCUGGACUGCGGUUAGCAUUGGAUGCCGUGUCAUUCGUAAAUGAGAGCUCGGGAGCGGAUGAGACGGCGCGUGUGAGGGAGCUUUUGGCGACGCACGCCCCAGACCUCGCCGAGAGUCUCGGCAUACACGCCGAGGUCUUCGCCCCGUCUAAGGGCGGGGCUGAAGCGAUGUGCGCGCAACUCGGCGUGCCGUUCCUCGGCCGAGUCCCACUCGAUCCCACUAUCGCGAGAGCCGCGGAGCAGGGCAAGAGCGUUUUCGACCCCGAGCUUCGCGUCGCCUCUGUGUCCGCCGUCGACGCCGUCGUGCGAGGCGUCGUCGUCGCCGCGGGCGACACCGCGUGA